UUUCACUCUGAGGCACAGUUCCAGCAUUCCACUGUCCCAUACCAUUAGCAAUUGGGUUAGCAUCAAUCGGAAUCUAUGGAGUCCAAGGAAUCUCAGUUCGCUCUGCCGGUGGAUUCCGAACACAAGGCCACCGUGUUCCACCCAUUUUCGCUGGCUGCGCCUCACAUGCGAGCCUUCCACCUUGCCUGGCUCUCUCUAUUCGCCACCUUCUUCUCCACCUUCGCCAUUCCUCCUCUUCUCCCGAUAAUUCGUGAAGAUCUUAAGCUCACGGAUACUGACAUAGGGAAUGCUGGAAUAGCUUCCUUUAUGGGUUCUAUCUUUUCUCGUUUAGCGAUGGGUACGGCGUGUGAUGUUUUCGGUCCGCGAAUAGCAUGCGCGACGCUGUCUCUUCUCACUGUGCCUAUUGUUUUCUCAGCCUGCUUCAUUUCCACUCCUCAAUCCUUCAUCGUUCUCCGCUUCCUCAUAGGUUUUUCUCUGGCGAACUUCAUCUCCAACCAGUUCUGGAUGAGUUCUAUGUUUUCAGGCUGCGUGGUGGGGCUCGCCAACGGCGUGGCCGCCGGCUGGGCAAACGUGGGGGCGGGCGCAACCCAGCUCAUUAUGCCUCUGAUCUUCGCUUUCAUCACCUCCUUUAACGUUCCUGCUUUCACUGCAUGGCGUAUCGCGUUCGUCGUCCCUGCUUUGUUCCAAGCGGUGACUGCGCUCAUGGUGUUGUUCUACGGCCAGGACCUCCCCGACGGGAACUACAAACGCCGCCAGCGCUCCAGCACCAAGCCCAGAGAGAGCGUAUUCAAAGUCCUUCUUCACGGCCUAUCGAACUACAGAGGGUGGGUGCUGGGGUUAACAUAUGGGUACUGUUUUGGAGUGGAACUCACGGUCGACAACAUCAUAGCACAGUACUUCUACGACAGAUUUAAUCUGAAUAUGGAAACAGCCGGAGCCAUCGCCGCCAGCUUUGGAGUGGUGAACUUCUUUUCAAGGCCCGCCGGAGGGGUGAUUUCGGACGAGAUGGGGCGGAGGUUUGGGAUAAGGGGGAGGCUGUGGAGCUUGUGGAUAGUGCAGACGGUGGCUGGGUUGCUGUGUAUUCUACUCGGACGAGUCAACACGCUGGGGGCCUCGAUAUUGGUGAUUUGUGCCUUCUCAGUGUUCGUCCAAGCGGCUUCUGGGCUCACCUUUGGUGUGGUUCCCUUCGUUUCCAAAAGGUCAUUGGGAGUGAUAUCAGGGAUGACAGGGAGUGGUGGGACGGUGGGCGCAGUGGUGACCCAGCUGCUGUUGUUUUCAGGCUCAAAGUAUUCCAAGGAAACAAGCAUUUCUCUAAUGGGCGUUAUGAUGGUUGUCUGUAGCAUUCCCAUUACUUUCAUCUACUUCCCUCAAUGGGGUGGCAUGUUCUGUGGACCUUCUUAUGAUUCAGACUGGGUCGAUGAAGAGUAUCGCCUAAUUGAAUAAGGAUACGUAUUAACUAGUUGGUGCUUCCAUUAAACUGAGUCUGAAGCUCCAUUCAAUAAGCAGCUAGAGAAUGGUUUACCAAAAAUAACUUCUGCAAGGGCGAAGAGGGAAGUAACUCCUUUUUGGGUGGAUAAAAUAGGAUCAAAGAAAGGGUUUAACACUAUGGAAACUAGCAUUUAAUUCAUCAGCUUUCUUGGUUCAUCAUGUUCUUUAUUGUAAGAGAAGAUUCAAUUGUACUGAAAUGAAGGAUGUUUUUGUAAAGAACAACUAAUAAAUGAUUUUUUUUUUUUCCCAA
This is a messenger RNA of Vitis riparia (riverbank grape), 1738 nucleotides long. Its product is annotated as high affinity nitrate transporter 2.5. Lineage: Eukaryota; Viridiplantae; Streptophyta; Magnoliopsida; Vitales; Vitaceae. Gene Ontology annotation, biological process: transmembrane transport. Bases 76 to 1443 code for a protein of 455 amino acids. Gene Ontology annotation, molecular function: nitrate transmembrane transporter activity. The transcript is spliced from 2 exons. Gene Ontology annotation, cellular component: membrane. The record is from RefSeq and is a predicted model, not a curated record.